UAUCACAUUUUUUGCGAUUUCCAACGGUGGUGUAAUUAUAGUUUUUUACAUUUAUUUUUCAUUGAUUAGGAUUGGAGAAGUUGGCAAAACCGCGCAUUUGUAAUGGCGUGACAGUUUCCAGUAUGACAGGACAGAUAUAAUUCUAAAAAGAAGCUUAUAUAAAUGAUCCUCAAAAUUCCUAAAUAAUACAUAAAAAAGAAAAAAAAAGUAAAAUGUAUGGGGUUUCCGCAGAUAAAUUUGAAGAUUACUAUCCUUCCUAAAGCCUAAAACAAUUAAAAAUGCAAUGUCGAAUCCAAAAUCGGAAGAAUCUCAUCAAGAACACGUCGACCAAAAUCCAUUCCAGGGCUUCAACAUUGACGAUAACUCAAUUUUAGGAUCUUUAGAAGGUAGACACUCGUGUCCGAAGUGCGGAAAAUCAAGAAAAUUCUUUUGUUAUUCAUGUUACGUUCCUAUAAAAGAAUUGGAAGGCAAAUUACCUAUAGUAAAACUUCCAAUAAAAAUCGAUAUUAUCAAACAUAAGCAUGAAAUAGAUGGAAAAAGUACUUCAGGCCAUGCUGCUGUUUUGGCAAAAGCCGAUGUAAAUAUUUACACUUAUCCUGAUAUUCCAAGUUACGAAAACGAAAAUGUAGUCCUUAUUUUUCCUAGUCAAAAUGCGAUAAGCGUAAGUCAACUUAUUUCUAAUGGUUUAGACCAUGACAGUAUUAAAGAAUAUCAAAAUGCAGCUUUAGAUGAAUUACCAAAGGGGUACAAUAGGAGUACUUUAAUGAAGACAAUUCCAAAAUCUAGAGAGGAACACCAAUUUGGGGGUAAUUCUGAGAAAUUGGCUGUUACUAAAGCUGUUUUUAUUGAUAGUACGUGGAAUCAAAGUAAAGGUAUUUAUAAAGACGAGAGAUUGAAAAAAAUUCCCUGUGUAGUCAUUCAAAAUCGGAUUUCUCAGUUUUGGAGGCAUCAAAAGGGCAGCCCUAGAUGGUACUUAGCUACCAUUGAAGCUAUCCAUCAAUUUUUAAUAGAAAUCCAUCUUCACAGGUGGGGGUUGAACCCCAAAUAUACAGGAAUUAAUAAUUGUUUUACGGAAAAGUGUUUGGACCAAUUCAAACUUUUGUAUAAUAACAGUGAGGACUCUUAUAAUGGGCAAUAUGAUAAUUUGUUAUUUUUCUUCCAACACAUGUAUAAGUUAAUACAUGAAUAUUAUAAUCAUGAGGAGUUGUAUGCUUAUAAAAGAAGGUUGAUGUAAUAUUUUUGUUUUAUGAAUUGAGUUUUUAUUUUUUAACUUUCUAAUUUAAAAUUAGUUACUAUGAUGAAAGAGAAUAUGUUGGGAUAAACCUUUGCAAGAUGCUUGUAUAUUUUUCUGGUUGUUCUUCAAAAUUGGCUUGUAUAUUAUGUUAACAAAAGGGAUGAUUCAUCCGUAAUAAAAUGUUUAAAUUAAACUACUUUUUAAAUGGUUUGAUUGCGAUCAACUACUCCCAAAAUAUAAUGUUAGUGUGUUACUACCACUUUCUAUUUGUGUACUGCCUACUGCACUGGUCUUCCUUCGCCCACUCAAUCAUCUUGACACACAUGUGUAUGGAUUUUGACAAUAUAUAGUGAGGAGUAGAGGUGCACCGCUAACACGGCCAUCCUGCAAAAUCAUGUGAACAAGAGUUUUAUCCCAGUAAAAUGUUAAAAGUUUCUUCACUUGUAUUUUUAAAGUAUCUUUUAAUUCUAUACUCAAACAAAUAAUGAUUGAGAGUGAAAGCAGGUAGAAAUACGACCAAAUCGGAGGCGUGCUUAUUAUUUUUGAGAGGGUACAAUUAUUUAAAAUAUUCAUACAAUUUCUUUUAUUUAUUUCAUGAAAACUUUGCAAUAUCGUAAUUUACCUAAUCGUUGUAGUCAUUAGUGGGGCUUUAUGAAAACGGAGUAAUAAUUGUGGUAAUUAUAGUAGGAACCAAAUAAAUUAAGAAUAUUAAUAAAAAUCACAAUAUAUAUAUUUCAAAUUAAAAAUAAGAAAGAUACCUAAUCAGGGGUUGUUUUGGUGACAGAAACAAUAUUAUCAAUUUUACUAUUUUAAUAAUGAAUUUAACUUUAUUUCACAAAUUAACGUAUAUUUAUAUAUUAUGUCGCGGCCGAAGUCAGUAAGGAACUGUCUCUUAAGUUUCUUCUUGGGUUACACAUACAGAAGUAUUACUUAAAUUUUAAAUUAAAAUCAUAAUGACGGAUAGUGCA
This is a messenger RNA of Psylliodes chrysocephalus, 2202 nucleotides long. The record is from the annotation of a GenBank genome assembly. NCBI's taxonomy places the organism in Eukaryota, Metazoa, Arthropoda, Insecta, Coleoptera, Chrysomelidae.